Molecule: messenger RNA, 1867 nt
Organism: Cryptomeria japonica (Japanese cedar)
Lineage: Eukaryota; Viridiplantae; Streptophyta; Pinopsida; Cupressales; Cupressaceae
Product: probable protein phosphatase 2C 63
Exons: 5
Coding region: 353-1489 (378 amino acids)
Biological process (GO): protein dephosphorylation
Molecular function (GO): protein serine/threonine phosphatase activity; cation binding
Source: RefSeq, a predicted model, not a curated record
CCAUCAGGUUUUUCCUUUUGGGGUACCCCACAUUGUUAUCAUAACACGCCUAUUACCUGGUUUUUUAGACGCCUUUGGUUUUUGUGCCUGCCCUGGAAUGUCAGUAUCAUUCUCAUUCUUCUUUCUUGGCUGCUUCCUUCAACGCUCGUUAGCAGAUUUUAAAGAUGGGAUAAAUAAGGGCAGUUGGAAUUUAAUUUGAUUCUAAGCCUUACAAAACUGUUUGACAAAAAAUAUCAGAAAUUGGAUACGGAGACUUGCGUGUGAAUUGGGCUAGUCAAGAUUCGAACCCUGGGAAGCUCGAUAAAAUAAUUGUCAGGCAGAUUGAAACGGAGACUGGUGAAGAAGGAAAGGAAUGAUGAGAUCGUGUUUGAGGCCGAUAGAGAGAUUUCUAUGUGCUGGCAGGGGUAUGACCGAUCGUGAUGCACUUCUGUGGCACAGGGAUUUGAAGCCCCACUCUUCUGGGGAUUUUUCUAUUGCGGUGGUGCAGGCCAAUUCCUCGCUGGAAGAUCAGGGGCAAGUGUUGAAUAGCACCUUUGGGACUUAUAUUGGCGUCUACGAUGGCCACGGAGGUCCUGAAGCUUCCAGAUUUAUCAAUAGCCAUUUGUUUCCUCAUGUUGAAAAAUUUGCCUUGGAAGAGGGGGGCAUGUCUGCAGAAGUUCUCCAAAAAGCAUUCAAUGCGACAGAACAAGAAUUUUUGCAGCUUGUGAAGAGAUCUUGGCCAACACAGCCACAGAUGGCUUCAGUUGGAUCUUGUUGUCUUGUAGGAGCAAUAUCUAAUGACACAUUGUAUGUUGCAAAUUGUGGUGAUUCAAGAGCUGUUUUGGGAAGUGUGUGCCAAACAAAAAAAUCAUUUAAAGCAGAGCGUCUUUCUGCUGAACAUAACGUUGCCUUGGAGGAUGUUAGGAAGGAAUUAAGAGAUUUGCAUCCAGAUGAUUCUCACAUAGUUGUUUUCAGACAAGGUGUCUGGCGUGUGAAGGGAAUAAUACAGGUAUCCAGGUCCAUUGGAGAUAUAUAUUUGAAAAAACCAGAUUUCAACAAGGACCCUCUUUUUGCACAGUUUGGGUUUCCAGUCCCGCUUCAGAGGCCAGUUAUGACAGCAGAGCCAUCCAUCCAUGUGCGUCAGCUCAAACCACAGGACCAGUUCCUAAUAUUUGCCUCUGAUGGUUUGUGGGAACAAAUAACCGACAAAGAAGCUGUUGAGAUUGUGCAAAAAAAUCCACGCCCAGGAAUUGCAAAAAGGUUGAUUAAAGCUGCUCUUGAGGAGGUUGCCAAGAAGCGGGAGAUGAGGCCUUCUGACCUAAGGAAGAUUGAUAGAGGCGUGCGUCGACACUUCCAUGAUGAUAUUACUGUUAUUGUAAUUUAUUUGGACCAUAACUUGCUUAAUGCAAAGUCAAAUUUACAUUUGAAAUCUAAGAGAAGCUUUGAGUGCACAUCAGUUCCAGUGGAUAUAUAUUCUUCAGCUGAAAUGGGAAUGGGUGAAUCUUCUUGAUUGAUUUGAUCUCCCAGGAAAGAAAUAUGACACUUAUCACACCUAUCUUCAGGUGGUCUGCAAGCAUUCUUUCAUUUGAAGGCCAAAUUUUGUGCUAGUUUAGGCUAUCCAUAGGUUUUUUCAUUUGUAAAUCACCAACAGAUUUUAUACAGCUGAUUGGGUAUCUAAUUUAAUUUAUCCAGAUUCCAAAUGUAAUAAAAGCAUCAAGAAACUCUAUGUAAAUACCACGAUUCCUCUUCAUAAAGCAAUUCAGAGAUUAACAUGGGCCUUAAUGCUCUAGCAACUUUGUAAUGGUACGUGUAUCUUUAUGCACAGCUAUUGUUAUAGCCAGUGCUGUAUGAAUGCCAGCUUGCUGGAUUGACGUGGCUCUUAGUUCUA